Antechinus flavipes (yellow-footed antechinus) is the source of this 864-nucleotide messenger RNA. Its product is annotated as HLA class I histocompatibility antigen, alpha chain F-like. Gene Ontology annotation, biological process: immune response. Lineage: Eukaryota; Metazoa; Chordata; Mammalia; Dasyuromorphia; Dasyuridae. Gene Ontology annotation, cellular component: external side of plasma membrane. Bases 1 to 864 code for a protein of 287 amino acids. The record is from RefSeq and is a predicted model, not a curated record. The transcript has 5 exons.
AUGGUGGAGGAAAUCAAACAGUCUUCAGCAGAAGAGAAUGGUGAGCUGGAAGAGAAAGCAAAAGAGAAGGUCAUUCUUAUUCUGGAUAUUCAUUCUAGAGAGGAAAACAAAACUAACCAAGCACAAGAUCCUACCUAUGUGGAUAAUAACCCUGAAGAACCCCAAGCACUGCAAGGCCAGCACAGGAAAGAGGAUCGAUUCAUUGCAGUGGGUACAAGACAUUCUCUCUUCAACUUCACUGUAGUUCAUGUCAUUGAUGACGUGCAGGUGUGUUCCUAUCAUAAAGAGGACGAGCAACUUGUGUUCAAUGAAGCCUGGGUCACCGAGGCACUUGGGAAAGACUACAUUGAGUAUAAGAAGAAAGCUCUUCUAAGAGCUCAGAUGGAUUUCAGUUGGUUCUUCAGGCUCCUGAUACAGAAUGACACCCAGAAUGAGAUAGCUCCUGAGGUGACAGUAACCCGUCAUGAUGCUCCAGAUGGUAGAGUCACCUUCAACUGCAUAGCCACAGGCUUCUAUCCUCGCUCUAUCCAGCUGCUUUGGAAGAAGGAUGAACAGCUGGGUGUGUGGGGGCAAGAGAGCUCCAGUGGCACCUUGCCCAAUGCUGAUUCCACCUUUUACCUCCAAAUCACAUUGGAACUUCCUCCUGGAGAUUCAGGGACAGGUUACAGCUGUGUGGUAGAGCACACUAAGCUGCAGAAACCAGCUGUGUAUCCUGUCCCUGAGAAGCCAUCUGUGAAGAGGCCAUGGGGAAUGGCCCUGGGUCUCCUAACGAUCAUCAUGCUGGUGCUGGGCUGUGUUGGGGCCUUCAUCAUAUGGAAGAAGAAGAAAACAGGUACAUUUGUGCUGGGAGAGUGGGAAAACUAA